Mirounga angustirostris (Northern elephant seal) is the source of this 7540-nucleotide messenger RNA. RefSeq names its product growth regulating estrogen receptor binding 1 (gene GREB1). Gene Ontology annotation, biological process: multicellular organism development. The transcript is spliced from 32 exons. Bases 41 to 5896 code for a protein of 1951 amino acids. The record is from RefSeq and is a predicted model, not a curated record. NCBI's taxonomy places the organism in Eukaryota, Metazoa, Chordata, Mammalia, Carnivora, Phocidae.
AUGUCAUUUUAAAUAGCAUCCUCUGUCGUCCUUUCUGAAGAUGGGAAACUCUUAUGCUGGACAGCUGAAGACGACGCGCUUUGAAGAGGUCCUGCACAACUCCAUCGAGGCAUCCCUGCGGUCCAGCAGCCUGGUGCCCCGGCCGGUCUUCUCCCAGCUCUAUCUGGAAACAGAGCCGCAGCUCUCCGCCCUGGAAGGUGGUAGCCGAGUGGACAAUGAGGACGAGGAGGAAGAGGGAGAAGGGGGACUGGAGCCCAACUGUCCCCCAAAUCCCUACCAGAUGCACCCUCCACCUGAAGGCUGCUGUACCAUGGACGGGUUCUGCCAGGCGGGGAAGGACCUGCGUCUUGUCUCCAUUUCCAGUGAGCCCAUCGACGUCCCUGCAGGCUUUCUCCUCGUGGGGGCCAAGUCCCCCAGCCUGCCGGACCAUCUCCUGGUGUGUGCCGUUGACAAAAGGUUCUUGCCCGAUGAUAAUGGGCACAACGCUCUUCUUGGUUUCUCUGGGAAUUGUGUUGGCUGUGGAAAGAAAGGCUUCUGUUACUUCACAGAAUUUUCUAAUCACAUAAAUCUUAAGUUGACCACUCAGCCCAAGAAGCAGAAACACCUGAAGUAUUACCUGGUCCGCAAUGCACAAGGGACUCUCACCAAAGGACCUCUCAUUUGUUGGAAAGGCUCAGAGUUCAGAAGCCGGCAGACCUUGGCCAGUACUUGCUCGAGUUCCCUCUUCCCGCCCGCGGAGAGCUCUGGGCCUCUGGCUGCCUUCUCCAGUGAGCCCGUUCCUGGACCGACGCCGAGCAUCCCAAUGGGAGCCCAGCCUGCAGGACCAGCCUCUGAGCACCCCUCGCUAACGGCAGCCGUGGGUCCAGCUGUUCUCAACGGCAGAGAUUCCCCGAAGCACCAACAGCUGGUGAAGAACGACCUGUCGGCCAUGCCGCGGCCCUCGGCGCUAGGUAUCUUAUCAAACUCCGGGCCCCCCAAAAAACGCCACAAAGGGUGGUCUCCAGAAUCUCCAUCAGCUGCAGAUGGUGGCUACUCCCAGGGUGGUGGGAACAGAGCUAAGUAUGAGAGUGCAAGCAUGUCCUGCGUGCCCCAGGUUGGCUUGGUGGGACCAGCUUCGGUCACGUUUCCUGUCAUGGCCUCCGGAGAGCCGGUGUCCGUUCCUGACAACUUGCUGAAAAUAUGCAAGGCCAAGCCGGUGAUAUUUAAAGGCCACGGGAACUUCCCUUACCUCUGCGGGAACCUGAACGAUGUGGUCGUGAGCCCCCUCCUGUACGCAUGCUACCAGAACUCGCAGUCCAUCUCUCGGGCAUAUGAGCAGUAUGGGGCCUCCACCAUACAGCCCAUCUCAGAGGAGACACAACUCCUGCUCACCGUCUACUAUCUCGUGCAGCUGGCAGCCGACCAGGUGCCCCUGAUGGAGGACCUGGAGCAGAUCUUCCUGCGCUCGUGGCGCGAGUCGCACCUGACCGAGAUCCGGCAGUCCCAGCAGGUGCAGCCGCAGCGCUGCCCGCCCACGGCCGGUGCCGCGGCCCCGGUCAGCUCGGCGCAGCUGCCCUGGCUGGCCGGCCUGGCCGCUAGCUCCGGCAACAACAGCGUGCACAUCAUCGAGUGCACCUACUCCCUGGCCGAGGGCCUCUCGGAGAUGUUCCGGCUGCUCAUCGAGGGCAAGCUCGCCAAGACCCACUACGUGGUGAUCGUCCGCGCCUGCCGCAGCCCCGCCAUCGACUCCUGCGUCGCGGUCACCGGAAAAUACCAAGCCCGAAUUCUUUCCGAGAGCCUUCUCACCCCAGCGGAGUACCAGAAAGAAGUCAAUUAUGAGCUGGUUACGGGGAAAGUGGACUCCUUGGGGGCCUUUUUUAGCACCCUCUGUCCAGAGGGUGACAUUGACAUUUUGCUGGACAAAUUUCAUCAGGAAAAUCAAGGCCAUAUUCCGUCCUCACUUACUGCCUCCCCUGUCACCAAAUCAGCAUCCCUGGAUGUUGGCGGAGCUCCGGCAUGCACGAGUUACAGUCUGGAGCCCCACCACAUCCGGCCCUUCCAGCUGGCCGUGGCUCAGAAGCUCCUCUCCCAUGUGUGUUCAAUUGCGGAUUCCAGCACUCAAAAUUUGGACUUAGGAUCCUUUGAGAAGGUGGACUUUCUGAUUUGUAUUCCCCCCUCUGAAGUGACCUAUCAGCAGACCCUGUUCCGUGUCUGGCAUUCAGGGGUUUUACUGGAGCUUGGCUUGGAAAAGGAGCGCAUGACUAAGCAGAGGGUCGAACAGUAUGUUUUGAAACUUGAUGCCGAAGCGCAGACGAAAUUUAAGUCCUUUCUGCAAAACUCCUUUCAGAACCCACAUACGCUCUUUGUCCUAAUCCAUGACCAUGCCCACUGGGAUCUCGUGAGUAGCGCCGUUCAUAAUCUCUAUUCCCAAAGUGACCCGGCCGUGGGAUUGGUGGACAGAUUGCUCAAUUGCAGGGAGGUGAAGGAGGCCCCCAACAUCGUGACGCUCCACGUGACUUCCUUCCCUUAUGCGCUGCAGACGCAGCAUACCCUCAUCAGCCCUUACAACGAGAUCCACUGGCCUGCAUCAUACAGUAAUGGAGUGGACUUAUAUCCUGAGAAUAAGAAGUACUUCGGGUUGUCAGAGUUCAUUGAGUCCACCCUUUCGGGACACAGCCUCCCUUUGCUCAGAUACGACAGUUCCUUUGAGGCCAUGGUCACGGCAUUAGGAAAAAGGUUCCCCCGCCUGCACAGCGCGGUGAUCAGGACCUUUGUUCUCGUGCAGCACUAUGCGGCCGCCAUGAUGGCUGUGAGCGGCCUCUCGCAGAUGAAGGACUACACAUCGGUGGAGACGCUGGAGAUCACCCAGAACCUCAUCAACUCCCCCAAACAGUGCCCCUGCGGCCACGGGCUCAUGGUCCUGCUGCGGGUGCCCUGCUCGCCGCUGGCGGCCGUGGCCUAUGAGCGGCUAGCCCACGUGCGGGCUCGCCUGGCCCUGGAGGAGAACUUCGAGAUCAUCCUGGGCAAUCCCAGCUCUGGCAUCACUGUCGGGAAGCACUUCGUGAAGCAGCUCAAGAUGUGGCAGAAAAUUGAGGACGCGGAGUGGAGGCCUCAGACCUACCUGGAGUUGGAGGGCCUGCCGUGCAUCCUGAUCUUCAGUGGGAUGGACCCUCACGGGGAGUCCUUACCGAGGUCUCUGAGGUACUGCGACCUGCGUCUGAUAAACUCCUCCUGCUUGGUGAGAACAGCCCUGGAACAGGAGCUGGGCCUGGCUGCUUACUUCGUGAGCAAUGAGGUUCCGUUGGAGAAGGGGGCUCGGCACGAGCCCUUAGAGAGCGACGCGGAAAAGCUGAGCAGCACAGACAACGAGGAUGAGGAGCUGGUGACGGAAGGCUCCACUUCAGAGAAGAGGAGCCCGGUGAAGAGGGAGAGGUCCUGCUCCCACGAUUCGGUGUCUUCGUCCCUCUCCUCUAAAGCAUCCAGCUCGGCGCUGUGCGGCGAGUCCUCGGCUCAGCCCGGGCCACCGUCGCAGGGGGAGCGGGCCAGGUCGCCACAGCCCUGCGGCCCCUCGGAGGAGGGCAGGGUCCCCGGGGAGAGACAGAGGCCCCAAGCGAGCCGGGGGCCACCGUCGGUCAUCAGCAGGCACAGCCCUGGGCUGGCCCCCCAGCCGGACUCCGGCCUGAGAGCCAGCCAGAGGAGCGUCCAGGUGUCGGUCACCCCGUCGUCCUCCCAGCUCUCCUCUUCGGGCUCCUCCUCCUCGUCCGUGACCCCCGCGGCCGGCACGCUUGUCCUGCCGGCCUCCCAGUGCUCCAUGACCAAGGCCUGCCGGCAGCCCCCCAUCGUCUUCCUGCCCAAGCUGGUGUACGACAUGGUCACGGCCACCGACAGCAGCGGCCUGCCCAAGGCCGCCUCACUCCUGCCCUCCCACUCGGUCAUGUGGGCCAGCUCCUUCCGCCCCCUGCUCAGCAAGACGAUGACGUCCACAGAGCAGUCCCUCUACUACCGGCAGUGGACGGUGCCCCGGCCCAACCACAUGGACUACGGCAACCGCGCUGAGGGCCGCGUGGACGGCUUCCACCCGCGCAGGCUCCUGCUCAGCGGGCCCCCCCAGAUUGGGAAGACAGGUGCCUACCUGCAGUUCCUCAGUAUUUUGUCAAGAAUGCUCAUCCGGCUGACGGAAGUGGAUGUUUAUGAUGAAGAGGAGAUCAAUAUCAAUCUCAGAGAGGAAUCAGAUUGGCAUUACCUCCAGCUCAGUGACCCCUGGCCAGACCUGGAUCUGUUCAAGAAGUUGCCUUUUGACUACAUUAUUCAUGACCCGAAGUAUGAAGAUGCCAGUCUGAUUUGCUCCCACCUUCGGAGCGUAAAGAGCGAAGACGGGGGCCCGGCCCGGAAGCCCGAGGAGCUCUACGUGCGGCGUCAGACGGCGCGGAUGAGGCUGUCCAAGUACGCGGCGUACAACACAUACCACCACUGUGAACAAUGCCAGCAGUACAUGGGCUUUCACCCCCGCUACCAGCUCUAUGAGUCCACCCUGCACGCCUUUGCCUUCUCUUACUCCAUGCUAGGAGAGGAAAUCCAACUCCACUUCAUCAUCCCCAAGUCCAAGGAGCACCACUUUGUCUUCAGCCAACCCGGAGGCCAGCUGGAGAGCAUGCGGCUGCCCCUUGUCACAGACAAGAGUCACGAAUGUAUAAAAAGUCCGACAUUCACUCCAACCACUGGCCGUCACGAACAUGGACUCUUUAAUCUGUACCACGCUAUGGAUGGUGCCAGCCAUUUGCAUGUGCUGGUUGUCAAGGAGUAUGAAAUGGCUAUUUACAAGAAAUACUGGCCCAACCACAUCAUGCUGGUGCUCCCCAGUAUCUUCAACAGUGCUGGAGUUGGUGCUGCCCAUUUCCUGAUCAAGGAGCUGUCUUACCACAACCUGGAGCUGGAGCGGAACCGGCAGGAGGAGCUCGGGAUCAAGCCACAGGACAUCUGGCCUUUCAUCGUGAUCUCCGACGACUCCUGCGUGAUGUGGAACGUGGUGGACGUCGACUGUGGUGGGGAGAGAAGCAGGGAAUUUUCCUGGUCAGAAAGAAACGUGUCUUUGAAACACAUCGUGCAGCAUAUCGAGGCGUCCCCCAACAUCACCCACUACGCCCUGAUUGGCAUGCGGAAGUGGUCCAGCAAGACGGGGAGCGGUGAGGUGCGUGAGCCCUUCUCCCGCUGCCACGUGCACGACUUCAUCAUCCUGAACGUGGACCUGACCCAGAAUGUGCAGUACAACCAGAAUCGGUUCAUGUGUGACGAUGUGGACUUCAACCUGCGCGUGCACAGCGCUGGCCUCCUGCUCUGCCGAUUCAACCGCUUUAGUGUGAUGAAGAAGCAGAUUGCAGUGGGUGGGCAGAGGUCCUUCCACAUCACGUCCAAGGUGUCUGACAACCCCGUGCCCAUCGUGCCGGCCCAGUACAUCUGCGCCCCGGACAGCAAGCACACGUUCCUCGCGGCCCCCGCACAGCUGCUGCUGGAGAAGUUUCUGCAGCACCACAGCCACCGCUUCUUCCCGCUCUCCCUGAAGAACCACAGCCACCCUGUGCUCUCGGUCGACUGCUACCUUAACCUGGGAUCUCAGAUUUCUGUGUGCUAUGUGAGCUCCAGGCCCCACUCUCGAAACAUCAGCUGCUCUGACUUCAUAUUUAGUGGACUCCUGCUGUACCUCUGUGAUUCUUUUGUGGGAGCUAGCUUUUUGAAAAAGUUUCAUUUUCUGAAAGGUGCCACCCUGUGCGUCAUCUGCCAGGACCGGAACUCCCUGCGGCAGACGGUGGUCCGCCUCGAGCUGGAAGACGAGUGGCAGUUCCGGCUGAGGGACGAAUUCCAGACCGCCAACGCCAAGGAAGACCGGCCGCUCUUCUUUCUGACGGGGCGGCACAUCUGAGGGCGACAGCAGCAGGUUCUCUGCAAGAGUGGAGCCUUCAGAACCUCAUGUGCUUGAGGCUACAGGAGAUCUGAGAUCCCUGGGUGCUCGAACUGGAACGGCCCCGGCACUGCCGUGUGCUGCCCCCUCGUGCUGUGUGCUGGGAACCCUGGGCCGGGACGUGCACGGAGUCUUAGCGAGAGCAACGAGGAGGAGUUGGUGGUGAGCAGGAGCGCAAACCCAUGCCUGCCGGUUACCGGGCCAGACCACGUGGCCCUGGGCUCUGUUGAAGCUUGUUUCAUGAAGAACAAACUGUUGCCUGCUGUCAUGUCAUCCAUGUGCUUCCAUGGACAAACCUGACUUUUCUCUUAGUGCUAAAGGAUCGCUCUUGGAUUUUCUCACAGAGGUGCCAGUAUUUUGGGUGAAGGAUAGGAUUUUGGCUAUGUGGGUUUCCUUAUCACCUACUACAAAGCAAUAUUCCAGAAGAACAUUUUAAGUACAAAGGUUGGAGAUGGGAAGAAACUAAGGUCAUUUCCUAAGAAUUAUGUAAUUGCCUACAAGUUUGCUCUUCUAGAUUCUAGCCCAAAGGCAUCAACUCUAAUAAAGUAAAGCAAAUGGUUUUACGUCAGAGCACCUAUGAUUCUAUUAAAAUAAAAUAGUAUAGGGUCAAUACCCUACCUCUUAGAAAGGGCAAAAGUGAAAAGAAACUUUCUUUAAAACAAAAAGGGUUUCAGAAAGGAAAUUAGGGUUGCUGAGGUUGACCUGAAGAGACAGACUUUGCCUUACAAAGGGAAGAGGACCAAAUCGCUUGCUUUGAAACAACAAACACAACCAAAGUGACAUAGAAAAUAGUUGGUAAGAGCUAAACUUUUGACUGUAAUUUACUGAAGCUCAGUAUUUCGUUCCUUAAAUAGCUUGUUUUCUCUUAUGAGUUCUUGGCCCCAAUCAGAGUGGAAGGGGGCAGAGCAGAGAAGACAGCAGGAAUGUUCCAUGAUGCUCACCGGUCCAUUUGUCUGCCAGAAUGUGUAUCAAGCCAGCGCGUUAGAGUCUCCAACCACAGGCCACACGUUGGACCAUGUGCUUUUACAGUUAGGAUCCUGCUUAGUCCUUCCAACAGCCCGCGUGGGUGCAGUUAUUCUCCACUUGGAAGACGACAGGGUUCAGAUGCAGAGAGCAUAUACCUCUAUAAGAUCACAGUGCAGGAGAGGAGCAGAAGGAUGGACGAGUAGACUCCUGCAUCCUGGACCAGAGUCUGUCUUGCCCUGCACCACAGUGCUUUUGGAGUGUCCCUAACUGAAGAAAGAAUUUAAAGAUAUUUAGAAAUGAACCAUCAGAAGGCAUUCCGACACACCCAUCUCAGACAUUUAUAAGCACUCUAAUGGAUAACCGUCCAAGAAGAAAUUAUUUUAAAAGAUGAUGCCAAAGAGUUAAUCUUUUUUUUUCCCCUAAGGAAAAAAAAAAAGCCCACGAGUAUAAAAGAUUAGUUCAAUGUUUAUAAAACGAUCACUUUGUAUAUGCCAUUAUUCCUAUCUUGGAAUAAAAACUUACCUUCUUUAGUUAUAUUUGUCUUUUGUGAAUAGCAGCUUCUGUGCUACUCUUCCCAUUUUUUUAAUUUAAACUUGAAAAAAACCCCCAAAAUAUUCUUGUUUGUUCCAGCCUUAUAAA